Messenger RNA from Bradysia coprophila, 602 nucleotides. It is a transcript of the gene HINT1, whose product is annotated as histidine triad nucleotide binding protein 1. The record is from RefSeq and is a predicted model, not a curated record. Lineage: Eukaryota; Metazoa; Arthropoda; Insecta; Diptera; Sciaridae. Gene Ontology annotation, molecular function: catalytic activity.
UUUUAUGUCAUUUAACUAAAGACAUCAGCCAAACGAAAAAAAAUUAUCGUCGAGAACACCGGCUUUUAUUUGUUUUAAAGUUUGCAGAAUUGUUGUCACAGAAACCGGCGGGGCCGUUUUUCCUGAACAUCGCAAUUAGGGAAUUGCUAAAAAAUGUCAGAUGAAGUGUCCAAGGCUGCGGAAGCAGAUCCUACAGCCGAUACAAUUUUCGGAAAAAUUUUGCGAAAAGAAAUUCCCUGUAAUUUCAUUUACGAGGACGACAAGUGCGUAGCUUUCCAUGACAUCAACGCACAAGCUCCGGUUCAUUUUCUCGUCAUUCCACGGAAGAAUAUCGCUCAACUAUCUAAGGCUUCCGAUGACGAUGCUGAAUUGCUUGGACACUUGAUGCUAGUGGGACGGAAAGUUGCAAAGGAACAGGGACUGGAUAAUGGAUUUCGCGUUGUCAUCAAUGACGGAUUGGAUGGUGCCCAAUCGGUUUAUCAUUUGCAUUUGCAUUUCCUAGGCAAACGACAAAUGCAAUGGCCACCUGGUUAAUGCCCACGGCUUUUUUUUCUCCAACCGAUCAAUUGUCGAAAAAUAAAAUGAACUCAGAACCGAAACAA